This is a messenger RNA of Amphiprion ocellaris (clown anemonefish), 10026 nucleotides long. RefSeq lists its product as uncharacterized. Gene Ontology annotation, cellular component: nucleus. The record is from RefSeq and is a predicted model, not a curated record. Bases 2258 to 2932 code for a protein of 224 amino acids. Gene Ontology annotation, biological process: anterior/posterior pattern specification; regulation of transcription by RNA polymerase II; regulation of neurogenesis. Gene Ontology annotation, molecular function: protein dimerization activity; DNA-binding transcription factor activity, RNA polymerase II-specific; RNA polymerase II cis-regulatory region sequence-specific DNA binding. The transcript is spliced from 5 exons. Lineage: Eukaryota; Metazoa; Chordata; Actinopteri; Pomacentridae.
UAUGUGCAGGUAUUUAUAUUGACUUUACCUCAAUACGAAGGUGGUAAAUGGGAUUUGAUUUAUGGUGCUCAUAGCUUUGAUAUUCCACAGAACAUUAUUUUUUACUGAAAUUAUAUACACUGUAACAGCAAAAACAAUAGAAUACUGUUACAUUCAACAACUGUAAAAACAGUCAAAAUAAUGGGGAAUAUCUGUAAUAUAAUGACAUUUUUGCUGAUUUAAAUACAGUAAAACAAAUUUUUUGGUCAUUGUAAAAGAAUGUCAUGGAAAGAAUGGAAGAAUGGAAUUCAUUUGUAAAAGUACAGAUGUUUGAUAUUUUCACCUUUUUUCGGUCAACGUGAAUACGUUUUUCUGUGAUUUCGAAAGUUAUUGAUCAAAACAAGAAAUCUGUGAAAUAACAGGUAUUUCCAAUAAUAACAAACGCCUGUAAUAUGUUGAUAUUAUUGCUGAUUAAAAGGCAGUAAGAAAAAUACAAAAACUCCAAAAGAAUAAAGUGCAGAUUUUUUUAUAUGGAGAUUGUUUACAGUUUGUGCCUUUUUUUUUAUACAGAUAAUAUGUAAAUUAAGAGUUUUUUCUGUGAUUUUACUAGUAUAUAAUCGUAAUUUAACAAAAACUGUAAAAUGACAGCAAGUUGGUUAUAUAAUAUGAAAUAUAUAUAUAUAUGUGUGUGUGUGUGUGUGUGUGUGUGUGUGUGUGUGUGUGUGUGUGUAUAUAUAUAUAUAUACACAUAUAUAUACACACACACAUAUAUAUAACAAAUAUACAUAUAUCAAAUGAAGCCAAAUUCUCUUAAAGAACUUGAAUAUAUUGGUUUUAUGCCAUUUUUUGUUGUAACUGGAGCAGCAAAUAUUAAUUACUCAGUUUUAUGCAGUAAAACUUUCUCAAUAAACCGAAGGGUUAAGUUGAGACAAAGUUAUCACAUGGCGUGUUUAGUUACUGGGUUUUAUUGUAAUGCUCCCCACCUAUAGCCUAAUUAAAGAAUGUUAAUUAACCUGCAUCAUCAAAGGCUUCAACAGUUUAAUGAAAAACCUGUCACGUGUGCGUCACCGCCGCCACCGCUCGUCUUUCCCACGGUGCUCCGCAGCAUCAAAGGCUUUUUACGCGCACAGGUGGAACAAACGCGGCGCUAAAUGGCGCGACAUGCAGCACGAGACAGUGGCCCAACUGGCGCGUGUGGUCUGCUCUGACACCAAGGUGUGAAUGCAGAUCAUUCGGACCCCCCUUCAACCUGGAGACGGACGGACUAACAAAUGCAAAGGUGGCAAGUGUGAAUGAGGAGGUGUUGGCACUCGCCAUAAGUGAGCGCACAGUUGGCGUUAAGCGAAAAUGAAUAACAAGAAGGGAAAAAAGAAAGACGUGCAGAUAACAGUUCGUAGGCUAUAAUUUCUCAGUUUUACACCAUCAUGAAUGGACGAUGCUAGAAACUGUGUGGCCUUAAUAAACCCGAAAACAGAUGGAUGGAAGUGUCGACUCCUUUUGUGAGUCGCACUCAAAUCAUGGUGCAUGGACAGUUCAUGCGCUCUCAAAGGCGCAGCGGCGCAUUCAAGGGGCUCCGUUAUCCACAAAUUAGCAUUGGAAAACUGCUAAUCCUAUUGAAAUAGAACGUGAGGUGGGAAAAAUGUAACCAAGAUAAUGUAGCAGGAUAUAAUAUUUAAUAAGAGUAUAGAUUACUGUCUCUUUUACAGUUUUACAUAUUAUAAUGCGACUUCUGUUUUGUCGUUUUCAUCGUGCAAAAGAAAUAUCCAGUCCCCAGAGUCGAUAAUCUCAAUUGCAGCAGUCAAGGAUUAUUCGGAAGUUGAUUCCAGUUAUCAAGCACACAGAGGGCUGAGAGUUAGCAGCUUUUCCAAAAUACGCACCAAAUCAAAAGAAGGCAGUUCAGAGGUUAAAUGUACCAUAUGAUGAGGAUGCAUUUUACAUCGUAUAAAUUCCAGGGAUUUUACGCAUAGCUUUUACGCAUGGUUUUUACGCACGAUAGGGUUUUGUGAAACUGAUGUACUGGGAGAUGGUGCCAUCUAGAAAAGGCUAAUUCAAUUAUUUAAUUUAAUUUAAUUAAAGCUUGUGUAAUUACUGUGCUGAAAAAGAAAGACAGAAAUUAUAUGCCCAAAUAUCCUGCAGGAGGAGGUGGGGUUUAUGGGUGGACGGGCGGCUACAGGGGGGCGGAUCGGGUUGUAAGAUGUGGCAUUACAGCAGGAGGAGUCUGAAGGCAUAAAAGGAGCGACCCGAAGAGAGAAGCUCAUCACUCCAAACAUCGGCUACUAUGAAGCUGUUAAAGGAAACAGAGGAUGCCACAACCGAGAGAAAGUUGAUAAAAUCUCAGGUGGAGAAGCGUAGAAGGGAGAGAAUGAAUCGCAGUCUGGAUCGUUUGAGGACCAUGUUGCUGCAGGAGCCCCAGCAGGGUGGGACUCAGCACAGAGUGGAGAAAGCUGAGAUCCUGGAGCACACAGUCCUCUUCCUCCAGAAUACUGCAAAAGAAGGCAAGACCAGAGCAGGAGGGGGAGGUGGUGGGGGCCAGAAACACUCCUUCCAAGAGGGUUUCUCCACCUGCCUGCAGAGAGCUGCUCAGUUCCUUGGACCUGAGGGAAAAGGCUUGUGGCUUGGAUCUGUCCUAGAUUCAUCUUUCGCAGCUCGCUUCGCACGUUCAGACUCUGACUGUGCAGCCGUCCAGAGAAGAACCUCCGCCUCUCUGCCGCAAUCAAAGUCGAUUCUUCGGCUGCUGAAGCAGAAGUCCAAGCACAAAUUGCACGCACAAGCCGUCGCUGGGAGCAGUUGUGCUCAUCCGUACCGACUUGUAGCGCAGCAAAGCUUCCCCGGAGUUCCCCAGCAGCCUCAGAGACAAAGUCAGCUCGAGAUCAGAGUGGAGAGACGAGCGAACAAACAGAGUUCGUCCCAGAGCUGCCCGGCCAGCCAGACGUUGUGGAGACCUUGGCCCUGAUCAUCAGGCAGUGACUUCAGAACUGCUAAUGACUCACAACUCAUCAAUAUUCCCUGGUUCCAUAUAUAUGUUGUUCCUGACAGAAUAUUUGCAUUGUAGUCUUGUGAAAGCUCAUAACCUCGAAGUCUGUAAAUACUGUAAAUAUCUGAUUUGUACAUGUGCUGUAUGUGUGAUAGGGUUGACUCACUACUCUUAUUUAAUGAGCUCAGUCAGUGGGGCAGCCGUCUAACCUGCUCACAGGCACAGGGACUCUCCCAGGCAGGAACACACCCGAGCUGGAUCAUCCCAGCCGUCCAGCUGCUGCGCUGAAGAGCAAGUGAAGAGGUGUGGGACCGCAAGGGUUUGAGGCUGGGAGAGCCCCACGAAGCCCCUCACAUUCACCUGUGUGACGUGAUGUUUGCUGGCAGGUUUGACAUGUUUACAAAAUCAUUUGUAUCCUCUCUAGAUGUAUAUCUUGUCUAUUUUGCACACUAAUUUAUUCUGGAUGUCUCCCUAUGGUGAGCAGUAUUCUUUUUUUAAUAUGAAAAAAAUAAAACCUUUUUUUCAAAAUGCAAAAAAAAAAGCUAUGUCAAGUGAUUCUUUUAAAAUGAGAUACAACCUGCAGGCCUUUUGUCUGACAGCUCCUUUUAGUUUGAAUCAGGUGUGGAGCUCGGCCUCCUGCAGAGCUACGUCCUUCAGGUGUGAAUUUGUGGUCAUGUAAUGAAAGAGCUCAUUAUAAUUGUCACUUCAAAGACAUCAAAGAUAGUAGGUGAAGGGAAAGGGAUAAUAUUAUCAAGGAUGAGCCAAGGAAACUGAACUCAAAAAUAAAAAAAGUUUGCUUCCAUUCAUCUUUUCUUGUUGUUUUAUUCACCAUAAUUCUUAUAUCAUCAGCUUCUACCUGAAGCCACAUGUGACUGUAGACAGAGUUCAUUUCAAACUUACUUUGAAUGCACCAGGAUUAGUUUCACAGCUUUACAACAAGCAGAAGUUCUAGUCCCCUUCAAGAUCAUGGAAAAUAACUUCUUGCUACACACGACAAAAUCAAGCUGAAUAAUCUGAAAACCUUCCCAGCGCAUGUUUGCGUUUGUUGUCAUUGUAAUUAUCAUUUAUCCUCAAACCAGCAUCACCCCCAGCUGCUCUGAGGCCAUUUGUUUUCCACGCGUGUCUGGUGUCAUCGCACAGGAAGCAAAACGUGUGUUCACACCUCUUGCAUCCCUUUGAGUUCCCAUCAUACAUACAUUUGGCCUUCACUUGUCCUAGUUGUCUUGUUAGUGAUUUUCCCGCAGAAAAGUCAAUAUUUGAAUGGAAAUGGAAGCGGCAAAAAGACACUUUUAUUUUCAGGAAUUUGAUGUCCAGUUAGUUAAUAACACCAGGAAAAUGUGUCAAACGCUGUGGGAAAAAUGUGAAACCUUCUUGCUAAAAUUGUGUUAAAUAUGGGCAUCGUCAGGUCCUACAGGGGUAUAAAUUCAUUAUAACUGCGAUUUAUAUGUAGGAAAGUUGGUGUAUUCGGUUGGGAUAAAAUUGAAUGACUGAAUCCAUACUGUAGAGGUGAAUGUGAUUGGCAAAGUCAGUAAAGCGUAGUCUUGUAUCACACUAAGAGAAUACUUUUCAUAAACAAACUAUGUGUUUAUUUUUAGCGUAUUUACUUGUUUCAAACUGACUGGCUGCGGCUCGCUCCCAUGGGAGACGAGUUUCUGCUUCGUUCUCAUGGGAAACAGAGACAGACGCGCCCAUUUGCACCUUUAUUAUCUGCUGGAAUUAGUACAUCAUUAAAAGAAGUGUGUGUGUGGAGCACUGCCGGCUUUCGGGUUCUCACACACACACUUUACGCACACUGGUCACUCAAAUGCAAAUUACGCACCAGGCCUGCUUUGUAAUUUCACCUCUUUCUUGAGCUCAGUAGGAACGUUUCAGCACACUUUUCUCGGUACAAUGUUUAAUGCUUCUGUCGGGCCACCUUUUUCUAGUUUGUUGUAGUUACUCAUUUGACUAAAACCCAGACGUGGCCUGAAUCCGUAGAAGAAAAUGCAUUUGGAACAGUCAAUAUUUCUUGGAAAUGCAAAUCACUGCAGUUUCUAUGUCUCUGUCAGAUUAAUUUCAUUGCAUUUAAAUGCUGCUGGCUGUAAGUGUGACUUUAAGUGGAGAUAAAACUGCAUUUCUAGAAGUAUAUUAUUAUAUUCCCGGCUUAUAUAGGUUUAUUUGUUUCAAGUCUUUCCAGAUGAAGGUUCGGGUGCUUGCCAUAAAGUAGUAUGAGUCCAAAAUAAAUAGGGAAUCCACUGAUAAUUUCCAGUAAUUUAAAUUAUUUUCUCGUUAUUCUUGGGGAGCUGUUAAGUCACAAUUCCUCUUUGAAAUUGUAAUUUGUAAUGAAGUUCGUCACUUGUGACGCCUUGUGUGAAAAGGUGUGAAUUGGUCGUGUGCUGCCGGACCUACAACGCGGGUCUGCAGAGGGGAUCAAAGGGCUUCGUAGAUUUUAGAGACACGAUUCUCUCCCAUGAUGAAUAUGUGGAAUAAAUCUACCAUGGAUAUCAUUAUCUGCAUAUUUUGACGGCCAUAGUGGAUCAUUAAAGUCGGUAGUAAAAGGUCAUUUUGAGCUCUUCACAGUGCGCGUCAAACUAUUUGAUUCAUGGAAUAGAUGGAAAGAAUAAGUUGAUAAACCAGCCCAAAUGGGAGGUUACGGAGUAGAUUUACUCAGUGAAAGUUUUGUUAGGUAGUAUUUUAAAGUAUUGAACUUACUUGAGUAUGUGUAUUUUACUUUGUACUUCUACUCCAUUGCAUUUCAGAGGGAAGUAUUUUUACUCUAUUGCAUGUAUUUAAGCGUCAGAUGUAGUUACUAGUCACUUAAUAAAAUUAGAUUUUAUAGCCUUUUGGGCUUGUAUGGAGCCCCUUGUCAUGUUUCAGAUAUUCAUUAUUUCACCAAAGAACAUUUCCCCUCUAAACCUCUGUAAUUGUUUUGUGUAGAUAACCGAUAAAGGCCCAAGCCACGUCAAAUUAUUUAACAUUUCUGUUAUUAGGUCAAAGAAACAACCAAAAUGAAAACGUGUUAGCAUAUUAUAACAUUUUCUACUUUUGUCUCCCCAUUAGUAAUCUACAGGGUGACCCUUAGGAGGGACCUGACCCCUCGAUUUUGUACUUCGAGACAAAACUACCUGCAUACAAUUACCUCCUAUUAAUUCACACGGCACGUUACUAUUAAUACUUAAACUAUAUUUUUCUGAUAAUGUCUCUGGACGCUUUUUUUUGAAUGGGAUUACCAAAUUAAGUACGUCAAUGUGUGUUUUUACAUUUUAUGUCUGCACUUUUAUCGAUUCAAAGAAUUUGAAUCAUUUUUCCACCUCAGCAAAAGGUGACUGCUUUCUAGGUGCGUAAAGCAAAUGGUCCAAGGCUUUCCAAAAUGACAAUGAAUAAAUGGACUUUAGUGUGUGCACAUUUGCCAUGUGACACAAAGCAACACGCAGACAAAUGCUGGAUGGGUGUGAGAGUGGGAGAGAGUCCUCCGUCUGUUUCUCGUCGUGGGAUUUUGGAGCAGGAAGCUCGAGCCUCACUUUAUUACCUGUUAAAACUGAUACAUUAUUUGCAAAGUGUGCUUGAAGGAGAGGUGAAGCUCACGUUCCCAGACACAACACGCGUGUGACAUUCAGACAAAUUGUGACAAGAAAAGUUCUGUAACUAACACUAUUCGUUUAAAUACUCGUGCGUAAAAGGAUGGAUUUUAGGUGUGGAACGGCUGUCCUUCAAUGCAUCGCCUGACAAAAAUGUACAGCUUUUAUGCUUCUUGGAAAUGGAUAUUCAAAAGGAUUUCUUGGUAGUUUAUGUGAUGACCGAUGACAGCACAAGUGUGGAUUAAUUGGUCUGGAAAGCGUUUUGUUACCAACCUUCAGCGCUAGUUUAUGGAGACGUGGGAUCACCUCCCCCCGGUCUCUCUCAUGGGAAACUCGAGCAAGAAGUUCAAUUUACACUUUAUUACCUGCUAGAAUCGAUACGUCGUAACGCAACGUGUCCGGAGGAAAGGUGGAUGGCAGGUUCCCACGCGUUGAUCUCCCAGAAUUACAUUUGGCUACACAUAAAUGCACACAGCUACAGUCUGUCUGCUUUUAAAUUUAAUUACAUUGAUCUUCAAAGCUGCGCAUCAAGUAGUUUUACGCACACAGUUGUUAACAUUCAGUGACUCUGGAGACUAUGAAACAUAUUAGAAGUAAAAGACAAACAGCAGUUUUUUGACUUCCAGUAGUGUAGACUAAGUACAUUUAGUCAAGCACUGUGCUUCAGUACUUUAUGCUGACACUCCACCUUUAAGAGAGAAAUAUUGUACUUCACUACACUUAUUUUAAACUUUAGUUACUAAUUACGUUGCAUAUUCACAACAGCAACAACAAUAAUAAUACCAAUACUAUUUUUGUUGACUUUGUUUUAAAUCACUAACUAAAAAGACAACAGUUUGCAGCACUGCUCAUAAAAGAAAGGAUUUUACGCUUUGCCUAGUUUCCCUUCUUGGCGUUUUUAUAGAACUAAUGAAAUUCUUGGAAACAUAUGAUGAAUAACGCCAAACAGCAGUUUUGUUACAUUUUUAUAUUGCAGCAAUGUAAUUCAACUACGUACAUUUACUGAAGCAUUGUAUUUAAGUACACAUUUGGGGUAGCUUUUUCAGUAAUUCCUUUUAAUGCUACUUUAUCCUUCCACUACUGCACUUUUAACUUCACUGCAUCUUUUCAUAACAAUAAUUACUAAUUGCUUUACAUGUUAAUAUUAAUCAUAACAAAUUUAAUAAACACUCAGUUAUAUACAUUGUUCUGCAACGAGGCCUUAUCUCUGGAUUAAGAUGAAACUUUAUUCCUUACAAGAGGAACAUUUACAUAUUGUUCAACUGUAAAUAUUAAAAUCAGCUUCCCCUUUACCAGCUGCAGCAUUAAAAUGAUGAACACAUUAAUACGCUGAUAGUUAUAGUCCAAAACUAAACGAUUUUUCUGAAAUGUCUGCCUAGUUAGUGCUUUUGGUACUUUAAGUAAACUUCAAUUUUGUAGCAGAGGAUUUCUACACUGGGGUUUUGUUAUUUUUAUUCUAAGCUCCAAGUAGUACUUCCUGCAUCAUUGUUGACUUGGUUUUGUUUUACGUCCACAGAAUUACGCAUAAAAAUAGGUUUUGACGCACGCCAGUCUCGGUUCCCAGAGAAUCUCAUCUCACUCCGGCGUCCAUGACAAUGGCGUGGGGGAGUCACAGCUUCACGCUGUCCUGGCGGAUGUCGGUCACACGUGGAAAUAAGCGUCACACGUGCUGGUGACACCUUUCACAGGCGCGUGCUGCUCACACCUGUGUGGCCUGCUGCACGCGCCAGCGGAUUAGUGGAGAGCCCCGUUGGCGCGUCGUUCAGCCUCCAUUCAUCCAUUCUUCUUUAGAGUCUCGUCAAAUGUGUUAAAAUAGAUCCAUUAGAAAGACGCCCUGAAACCCUAAAUAAAUAAAAUGCAUAUAUUUUAUCUUCCUAAUCUUGAGUUCAUGCUUUAAGAAUGAAAACCUGUAUUUGUUCCAUACCAUAACAAAUUACCAAAUUGUGGAGAGAGCGUUAAACCACAAGAAAAAUCUUCCAAGUGUAGUUUUUAAUAUUUUACCAAUAUUUAACAGUCAAAUGUAUCUUAUUUGACUUCUUUUGUGACCACUUCAAUGACCGGUGAGUCUGAGAGGAGGUGGGAGGAGCCUAGAGUCUCACUCACUUGUGGAUUAAAAGCCCUCCUGAAGCUGUGUGCUCACAUUCCGCUGUGACUGAUCGACAGACAGACCCAGUUACUGCUGGAAACUUCAACUCCAAUCAUGAAAAUGCUCCAAGAUUUAGAGGACGCAAAGGCCAAAAAGAAGGUACUUGUAUCAUUUAUGCUUUCAUGAAAUAAUGCAAUUAUUUUCUUGCAUAUCAGCAUGCCUCUCCGGAGAUAUUUAUCACUCACAGCCCGGAACUCUUAACGUGACUUUAUUCAUUGAUUUUGAUCUUAUAUUUUACUUUGUAGAGUCUCAAACCUCAGGUGGAGAGACGCAGAAGAGAGAGAAUUAACCGCAGCCUGGACAACCUAAAAACUCUUCUGCUGCAGCCACAGGAGGCGACUCGGCGCAGAGUGGAGAAAGCUGAGAUUCUGGAGCACACAGUCCUCUUCCUCCAGAACACUGCGCUCGGAGACAAGACGAGAGCUGGAGGUGGAGGCCAGAAGCACUCCUAUCAAGAUGGUUUCUCCACCUGCCUGCAGAGAGCUGCUCGGUUCCUGGGGCCCCAAGGGAAAGGCCUGUGGCUCGGAGAAAGGCUGGAUGCAUCGUUUGCCUCUCGCUUCUCCCCUGCAGACUCUGUAUCUGCAGGCAGAGGAGCUGAAGCUCCGUCCUCCUCCAGCUCUUUGAUUCUCAGUAAGUCCUCCAGGUUUAUUCUUCGGAUGCUGAUACACAGAUCCGGGCACAGAUUGUGCGCAACUGCAGUCAAUAUGGCAAAGUGUCGCCACACAAACGGAGAAUCAAGUCACGCCCAAACAACUCCCCAGCAGCCCCACAAAGUGCUGAAUCGAGCGAGGAAACAGAGCCCGCCCCAGAGCCACCCGGUCAGCCGGUCUCUGUGGAGACCCUGGCCCUGAUCUUCACUUCAGAAACAGAACUUUUCAAGGCCAUAAUGCGUGUUGUUCAUUGGGGACCUUUGCAGUGCAAUGUAUUAAUCACAGACCUCCUGCUUUCUGCGGCUUCUGCUAAAUAUUGUAAAUAUAUUGUAAUCACACUAAGUGCUGCUACAGCCUGUACAGGCGAACUCAUGUUGACUGUCUUCUAUCAAAUGUUUUUGCACCUUAACUUAUUUUAUUUUGCAUGUGUAAAUAAACAAAAUGAAAACUCCAUUAAACAAGGUCUUCAGUGAUUGUUUCCCGGCACGUGUCUUAACGAGCAGAAGUGUGGACUUGUGCUGCCACACACGAGGGUGAACGGCACCAUGUGGUGACGCUUAACACUGUUUGACGCAAUGAGCACCUAGAUCGUCUUUGCUUCUUAUUUAGAAAAACUCUAAUAUAGGCUAGAUGGUCAAAACAUUCAGAAAAAUAUAGUUAUUUAUACACAUAUUAUAGCAAUGUAUGAGCGCACAAUUCACUUUGACAUAGCCUAAUGAA